AUGGCUACCGCCCAUGAGACUACUGCCGCUGAGGCACUCCAGCACGGUCAAGAGGUCGCUGACCACCACCCCCAUCUCUACGGCGCUACCAUCAACGACUCCAACGUCGCCGGCGCCCAUGUUUCCCUCGAGAAGCCCGGUGCGCUGACUACCGGCUCCGGAUCUGAUGGUGCUUCCUUUAUCCAAGAGGACGACGGCAUCGGCGGUAUCAGGCCUACCGCUGAGGAAUUGAAGACCCUCCGCAAGGUCGGAGAGCCUCUUCCCAAGAGUGCUUUCUUGGUCGCCAUCGUCGAGCUCUGUGAGCGUUUCACCUACUAUGGUGCUUCCGGUAUCUUCCAAAACUACAUCUCGCGUCCUCGCGACGGUUCAGAAGGUCGUGGUGCGCUCGGUAUGGGCCACCAGGGAGCCACUGGUCUCUCCACCUUCUUCCAGUUCUGGUGCUACGUCACUCCCAUUCUCGGUGCCAUCAUUGCCGAUCAAUACCUUGGAAAGUACAACACCAUUGUCAUCUUCUGCUGUGUCUACAUCGUCGGUCUUAUCAUCCUUACCUGCACAUCUAUCCCGGCUGCUCUCGACCACGGCGCUGGACUCGGUGGUUUCAUCGUUGCCAUCAUUGUCAUUGGUCUUGGAACUGGUGGUAUCAAGUCCAACGUUGCUCCCUUGAUUGCCGACCAAUACAAGAGGAGGCAGAUGGUCAUUGGCCAUGACGACAAGACUGGCGAGAAAGUUAUCAUCGAUCCUGCCAUUACUAUCCAGAGGAUUUACAUGAUCUUCUACUGGUGCAUUAACGCCGGAUCUCUGUCUCUGCUCGCCACCCCCUACAUGGAGCGUGACGUUGAUUUCUGGUCCGCCUACCUGCUUUGCCUCUGCGUCUUCUUCGUUGGACUGCUCGUCCUCGUCCUCGGUCGCAAGGUCUACGUUGUCCGACCUCCUCAGGGAUCCAUCAUUACUGAUGCUUUCCGCGUUAUCUGGCUGAUGAUCAAGAACCGCAAGAUGGACGCUGCUAAGCCUUCCUACCAGGCCGGCAUGGGCAAGACCAAGGUUUUCAACUGGGACGACCACUUUGUCGAUGAAGUUAAGCGCGCUCUCAUCGCUUGCCAGGUCUUCGCUUUCUACCCAAUCUACUGGGUUGUUUACGGCAACUUCUCCAACAACUUCGUCACUCAGGCCGGUCAAAUGCGUGGCCACGGUAUUCCCAACGACCUGAUGCAGAACUUCGAUCCCAUCGCCAUUAUCGUUUUCUUGCCCAUUGUUGACCAGUGGCUCAUGCCCACGCUCCGCAAGCACAAGAUUCCGUUCCCUCCGAUCAACCGUAUCGUAGCCGGAUUCUGGAUCGCCUCUUUCGCCAUGGUCUACGCUUGCGUCAUCCAAUACUACAUCUACCAAUCCGGGCCUUGCUACGCGCACCCCGGUGCGUGUGACGCUGAUCUCGUCGAUGGCGUUCACCAGGGAAACAACAUUCACAUUGCCGCUCAAACUGGUGCUUACAUGCUCAUCGGUCUCUCUGAGAUCUUCGCAUCUGUCACUGGUCUCGAGUACGCAUACACCAAAGCCCCGCCCAGCAUGAAGUCGUUCGUUCAGUCCAUGUACCUCCUUACCAACGCUUUCGGAUCUGCUAUUUCUGAGGCACUCAACCCGCUCGUUGUCGACCCCAAGAUCCAGUGGAUGUUUGCUGGUCUUGCUGUUUCGUCGUUCAUUGCUGGUUGCAUCAUCUGGAUUCUGUUCCACCACCUCAACGACACUGAGGACGAGAUGAACCAGCUUGACCAGGACUACGAUAAGGACCCAACCAUGAGGAGGAGCAGUGUGCACGGAGACCGCACUGUUGGUGUUCACCACUCUAUUGACGAGAAGGCAUAG
Messenger RNA from Alternaria arborescens, 1860 nucleotides. RefSeq names its product Peptide transporter. Gene Ontology annotation, molecular function: tripeptide transmembrane transporter activity; dipeptide transmembrane transporter activity. Gene Ontology annotation, biological process: transmembrane transport; oligopeptide transport. Bases 1 to 1860 code for a protein of 619 amino acids. Gene Ontology annotation, cellular component: fungal-type vacuole; plasma membrane. NCBI's taxonomy places the organism in Eukaryota, Fungi, Ascomycota, Dothideomycetes, Pleosporales, Pleosporaceae. The record is from RefSeq and is a predicted model, not a curated record. The transcript has 2 exons.